This is a messenger RNA of Owenia fusiformis, 2571 nucleotides long. The record is from the annotation of a GenBank genome assembly. Lineage: Eukaryota; Metazoa; Annelida; Polychaeta; Sabellida; Oweniidae.
CAUAACCAAUAUGACGCAACUAUUUCUAACAUGAGGAAUAUACAGUUUUGAACAACUUAUACUGUAUUAUGUCAUACAGUAGAACAUACAGUAUAAACUUAAUGUGAAGAUCCAUGUCUCAAAUGGAUUACAAGAAAGGGACAAAUCCACGAACUGAAACGGAUAUUCCUGUUGAAGGCGCCUGUUUAUAUCACAGUUUAACAAACUCACCCAUGAAUUCAAUAGUUGAUACAGUUGAGAGAACCAAAAAACGUAUACAGAAGGAGAUUGACUGUGAUAGCUGUAUGGAAGAAGACCAACAAGAACAUGCUGUAGUCAGAUGUAUUGAAUGUGCUGAAAACCUAUGCAAAAUAUGCGAAAAAUACCACCGCAGAAUUAAAUCCACAAAAUCGCAUGAGCUCGUUGAACUGACUGGAAAUCCUGAAAAUGAUCUGAGCAUUAUAAUAGAAGGCCUCUCUAAAAGGAAUAUUGAUUGCCCAAAGCAUCCUGACCAGUCUCUUCAGUUAUACUGUAAGGCAGACAAGAUUCCUGUUUGUAGAGAAUGUUGUAUAGCCAGACAUUCUGGACACCAAUGCGUGAAAAUUGAACAAGUUGCUAACACUGAGAUGCAAAAUAUCUCUGCAACAAUCAAGCUGGGCUUCACACAAAAAGAAUUUCUCGACCAACAGAUUAAAUCUUCAACUGAUGUUAUCGCAACUGAGAAAGAAAAAUUUCAAAAACUUUUAAUGAGUAUGAGAUCUGACCAUCAUGCUAUCAGAAUUGAGAUAGCUCUUUGGUUUCAGAAACUGGAAAAGGCUGUGUUUAGUUUGCACAACAAAACCAUAAAUCAGAUAGAAUCUCAAAGAUAUACUAUAGAAUGUAAAAAGAGCGUCACUGAAUCUACAUUACUGAACCUGACCUCCUUGAAAAAGUAUGGGCAUCCAGUUGAGAUUGUAAACUCAAGUACGGAGAUAAAACAAACACUUCAUGAUUGGAGUUCCUCGAAUUUAGAAGAUGACUUUGAACCUCAUAACACGAGCAUAUUUGAACCAGGGUACUUGGAUACCUCUCAAGAAUCGAUCUUACGCUACAAUAAACCGCAAGUGAGGGUGCUAUCAGUGCCAUCUUUACAAAACAAAAUACCACAUUCACCUAAAAUAUACAAAACCGUACAUUUAGUUGACAAAAAGAGUUCAUAUACUGCAAUAAGAGACAUAUGUAUAACAAACAAUAAUAAAAAUAUUUUAGUGCUAGAAAGCUCCUUUGGUGAAGAAUGUAUAUUAGCAUUAUAUAAAAAUGACGGGAAAACAUUAAUAAAAACAUUCACAAGAUUUUUUCAUGAUAAUGAUAGAGUGUGUACUCUGAAAGAUGAUUGCUAUGCGGUCAUCGACUCUAAACAAGACUAUGUAGCUAUUUACAAUCAAGCGUUUGGACUAUUGAAAAACAUUGGUAAAUUUCAAGAUCCAUGGGACGUAUGCAUGAACUCUGCAGGAGAGCUUGUGGUCAUUGAUCGAGGUGCAAAAUGUGUGUAUAUUAUUGACUACAAAGAUGGAUCCAUCCUAGCAACGAUUGGUACGGAUAUAAUACAAGAUCCAUGUUUUGUAACAACAAAUAGCAAAGACGUGGUGAUCAUAUCUGAUCUCGAUCUCAACAGCGUCAAAGGAUUCAGCAAAUAUGGUGAGCUUGCAUUUAGCUAUGGCACAAUGGGAUGUGGUGAUAAUGAACUCGACAGCCCACAAGGGAUCUGUACAGACUCACUUGAUAACAUCAUUAUAGCUGACUGUGGUAACAACAGGGUCCACAAGUUGGAUCCAACAGGGAAGUUUAUUAAAUACCUCCUGACUCCAGAAGACAAUGUUAAGUCACCCAAUGUGGUUACAAUUGAUCACAAUGGUGACCUACUUGUAAGUACCAAGGAAGGAGAUCUUAACUUCAUAAAAUACAUGGAAAACUCAGAAAAUACAAAAAUCAUAGUUUUAGUGUAACAACAGGUGUCAACAGGUGCCUAGUGACUAUACAGAAAUUGGAAACUGAUAGAUAAUUACUGUUUAUGAGUACAGUACAGUUAAACAUGUUUUAGUGAACACCUCUUCAGUGAACACCAAUAUCUGAUGAACACCCCUUCUCAGCACAGAUUCCACAGACUUCUGUAUAAAAUUCCCAACAUGCAGUCAACACAUUUUUGUGACCCCAUAAGUGUUCAACCAACACAGGUUCUACUGUACAUUUAAAUAAAAUAGUUAAACUGAUGUUGAUUUGUAAACUUAUUUGUAUAUUCAAAUAUCUACAUACCUUUGCAAUUUCUCUCUUGGCCAAGUCAGGGGAGUUGGAGUACAGCGAGCCUAAUAUCUUCAUGGUCUCAUAAUUGUUGGGUUGAGCUUUAAUCACUUUCUCAAAACACAUAGAUGCCUGUAAUAAAACAAUUGAACAAUUACAAACAAUGAUGGUAAUGUAAUGUAAUGAUGGUUUUGUAAAUUAAUAAAUGUAGCAAAAAUCACCAAUGAGAACAUGGCCUGGUGAUCUUAUCAAGUCCUUUGUUAUUUUAUGUUCUAGAUAUGAACACCAGUUUAUAAGAACACUUUGAGUUGGUCU